AUGGCGAGCUUGCACGCCUGUGUAAGCAUUAUUGACCGAGGGUGGAGCCACGCUGGGCCGCACAGUAAUGUAGUGCGUUACAAAUACACUACCUCCUUCAGAGGAGAAAACGCAAUGAGGUCUAACCACGAUCAGAUGCUUCCUAACUGUGCAGUCUUCAUGCUUCCAACUGUAAACACUUUCGAGGAUCUGCAACAUAAUAUUGAACUUUAUCUAAGUCCUGUGGUCCAGGAAAACAUCAUGGUUGAGAAAUCUCCCUGCCUAUUUUUUGCCCCCAAGAAGCUGCUCACCUCAAAGGUUCAUAGUGCUCGUACAUAUUCUGAGCACUUCUUAUAUCAGGACUUUGCCCUUAGCAAAUCAAAAUGUAAUAAGCAGGUUGCCUUUACAGUUGGAAAAAUGUAUAAGUGGGUUUCAUUAAAGAAUGGUGUAGCAUCAAUGAUCCUAUCAUUACUUCCAAGCACAGACACUUUUGGCUUUCGGCUCGGGGAGGCAAAGGUGCAACUUUCUUCCAUCGUCCCGAAUCCGGGUUCAUCCGACACCAGCCACCUCUGCCAUGCCGCCAAGUUCGACCCCAACGAGAUCAAAGUCGUGUACCUGAGGUGCACCGGUGGCGAAGUCGGUGCCACGUCUGCCCUGGCCCCGAAGAUCGGCCCGCUGGGUCUACAGGCCCAGACUGAAGUGGUACCUUCUGCCUCUGCCCUGAUUAUCAAAGCCCUCAAGGAACCACCAAGAGACAGAAAGAAGCAGAAAAACAUUAAGCACAGUGGAACUAUCACUUUUGAUGAGAUUGUCAAUAUUGCCCAACAGAUGCGACACCGAUCUUUAGCCAGAGAACUCUCUGGAACCAUUAAAGAGAUCCUGGGGACUGCCCAGUCUAUGGGCUGCAAUGUAGACGGCCGCCACCCUCAUGACAUCACAGAUGACAUCAACAGUGGUGCGCUGGAAUGCCCGGCUAGUUAA
Messenger RNA from Odobenus rosmarus divergens (Pacific walrus), 960 nucleotides. RefSeq lists its product as uncharacterized. The record is from RefSeq and is a predicted model, not a curated record. Gene Ontology annotation, biological process: translation. Gene Ontology annotation, molecular function: large ribosomal subunit rRNA binding; structural constituent of ribosome. The coding region runs from base 1 to 960 and encodes 319 amino acids. The transcript has 5 exons. Lineage: Eukaryota; Metazoa; Chordata; Mammalia; Carnivora; Odobenidae. Gene Ontology annotation, cellular component: cytosolic large ribosomal subunit; ribosome.